Closterium sp. NIES-67 is the source of this 7636-nucleotide messenger RNA. Lineage: Eukaryota; Viridiplantae; Streptophyta; Zygnematophyceae; Desmidiales; Closteriaceae. The record is from the annotation of a GenBank genome assembly.
CCCGCCUGCUGUCGAUGGUGGCGGCACAGGGCCUGCACGUCCCUGCCAGCGCGGUGACCAAGGAAAUCAUGGGGCUCACUGGGAGUGCGGCCAAGGGGGGCGCUGGGAGUGUGAUGAAGGAAAGAAAACGUCCAGCUUUGCUGGAUGACAGCAGUGAGGAGGAGGAAGACGAGGAAGAGGAGGAAGUAGAGGAGGAGGAGGAAGACGAGGAAGAGGAGGAAGUAGAGGAGGAGGAGGAAGAGGAGGAUGAUAAUGAUGAAGAGGAGGAGGAGGGGGAUGAUGAGGGUGAGGGUGAGAGUGGAGAAGAGGAAGAGGAGGAAGCAGAAGAAGAGAGGGAGGAGGAAGAACAUGAGGAGGUGGAGGAGGAAGAGGAAGAAGAGGAGGAGGAGGAGGAGGCGGCAGAAGAGGAAGAAGAGGAAGAGCAAGACGGAGUGGAGAACAAUGAGAAUGAGGAGAGUGAGGGGAAUGAGGAGGAGGAGCAGGACCUAGAGCGCGAGGCAGGGUGCACAGAUUCGGAGGCUGGGGAACACGAGGAAGAGUACUUGGGCGUUGACGCUUGGAGCACAGAGGACGUGGGGGAGAGUCAAACCGAGCAGGAGGAGGAGCAGCAUCCAGAGCACGAGGCAGGGUGCACAGACACAGAGGCUGGGGUGCAUGAGGGAGAGUACUCGGGCACUGACGCUUGGGAGAUGGAGGACGGGGAGAUUCAACCUGAGGAGGAGCAAGAGGGCUUGGAACCGGGCAGCAGCAAUUCGCGGGACAAUGUAGGGGCAGAGGAGGGGGGUGUGGAAAUGGCUGAGCUGGGGAGUACCGGGGAGGAGCAAGAGGGUUUGCGAGUGAGUGGUGACGAUUCGAAGCAUGGCCUAGGAGCGGAGGAGGAGGAGUAUGUGGAAGUGGUUCAGCUAGGGAGUCCUGGCGGGGAGCACGGGGAGGAGGAUGUGGAGAUGGUUAGGCUUGGGAGUGCUGGAGAGGAGGCAGGGGGUGCUGACGAGGCGGAUGAGGAUGCAGGGGCAGAAGCACAUGAGGACGAGAGAACAGCACACACAGACGUGCAGGAUGGCAGCAGCAGCAGCAGCAGCAGUGAACCGAGUAAUAGAGUUCCGUCCAUGGCUGCUGCUGUGAGUGAUGCUUCCGCCCUUGGUACUUCCUCUGCUCACACAAGCAGAGAAGAGGUCAACACUAGCUCAGGAACAUGGGAGGAGAGUAGCAGUGGGUCUGGCGGCAGGGUCCGGUCCCUGGCUGCUGCUGUGAGUGCUGGUGGUCAGGGCAACACUGACUGUAGCGACAGCAUUGGCAACAGCAGCGGCAGCAGCGAUGCCAGCACGGGGAGUGGAGCAAGGGAGGGAGGCACCAGUGAGGGUGGCAGCAGGGUGCGGUCCCUGGCUGCUGCUGUGGCUGCCGGCGCACUCAGCAACGCCGACAGUGGCAACAGCAACGGCAGCACCAGCAGCGACAGCAAUGCGAGCAUGGGGAGUGGGGCAAGGGAGGAGACCACCAGUGAGGGUGGCAGCAGGGUGCGGUCCCUGGCUGCAGCUGUAGCUGCUGGUGCAAUCAGCAGUAGCAGCAACAGCAGCAGUGGUGGUGGUGAGAGUGGAGGGAAGGAGGGAGGUGAGGAAGAGCUGAGCGUUUCCCAAGGGCGGGUGCGUUCGCUGGCUGCUGCUGUUGCUGCAGCUGCUGUCGCUUCUGCUGCUGCUCCUCCUGCUGCCCCUCCUCUGGCGACCAGCAGCAGUGCAGCUGGUUCUUCGGCCACUGCUGCUGCUGCUGCAGCCACUCCAGCAACUUCAUCUUCCCUUUCCAGCUCCGAGCCUGCCACACCCUCCAGCACAGUUGACAGCACGCCUGCCAAGGACCCCUCAUUGGCUGACAGCACCGGUGUUACCGGCAGGGUAUCUGCCAGAGACCCCUCACUGGCUGUGUCUGAGGGGCGUGUGAAGGCCCUUGCUGCUGCUGUUGUAACGUCUUCUUCUGCUGCUGAACCCACCAGCCCAGUCUUCAAGGAGGCGACUCUUGAAGUUGGUGAGGGUCGGGUGAAGGCACUUGCUGCUGUGGUGGCAUCUGGUGGUGUUGCUACCACUGCUGAUACUGACGCUGACACCAACGGGGCUGCUUCAAGGGACCCCUCUCUCCAAGCGGCUGAGGGGCGGGUGAAGGCUCUGGCUGCUGCUGUUCUCACGUCGUCUUGUGCUGAUGACAUCACCGGUGCACCCUCCAAGGAGACGACUGUGGAAGUUGCUGAGGGGCGGGUGAAGGCUCUUGCUGCGUCAGUGGCUGCUGCUAGUGUUGACACCACUGCUGACACCGACAGUGCGGCUUCAAAGGACCCCUCUCUCCAAGCGGCAGAGGGGCGUGUGAGGGCUCUUGCUGCUGUGGUGGCAUCUGCGGGAGCUGACUCCACUGGUGCACCCCCUAAAGAGACAGACACUCUGGAUAUUGUCCAAGGGCGUGUGAAGGCCCUUGCUGCCUCUGUAGCUGCUGUGGGAGACACGAUUGCUGAAACUAACGGUGCUGCUUCAAAGGACCCCCCUCUCCAGGCGGCUGAGGGGCGUGUGAGGGCUCUGGCUGCAACUGUUGCUGCUGCUGGUAUUGACACCACUCCUGACACCGAAAGCGCUGCUUCAAGGGAACCCUCUCUGCAAACAGCUGAGGGGCGUGUGAAGGCUCUGGCUGCUGCAGUUCUCACAUCUUCUGCCACUGUUGGCACCACCAGUGCGCCUUCCGAAGAUGCUCUGCUAGAAGUAGCAGAGGGGCGUGUGAAGGCUCUUGCAGCGGCUGUUCUCACGCCUUCUGCUGCUGACAAUACCACCACCACACUUUCCAAGGAAGCUGCAUCUCUAGAAGUUGCCGAGGGCCGUGUCAAGGCACUUGCUGCCUCUGUUGCUGCUGCUUCUGCUGUGGACACCACCCCUGACACCAAUAGUGCGGCUUCAAAGGACCCCUCGCUAGACGUUGCCGAGGGGCGUGUCAAGGCGCUGGCUGCUGCUGCUGCUGCUGUGGCCUCUGCUGCAGCUGAUUCCAGCACAAGCACUAACAGCACUGCUUGGGACGACGACUCCUCUCUGGAAGCCAUUGAGGGGCGUGUGAAGACCCUGGCUUCUGCGGCCUUGGCCUCUGCUGCAGCUGAUUCCAGCACAAGCAUUAACAGCACUGUGACGACCCUGGCUGCUGCUGUACCUUGUGCCAUAGCCUCUGCUCCCCCUCCUCCUCCUCCUUCCGCCUCCCACUCCUCUCUCCCCACACACCACUCUGAUUCUUCACUUCAGGACAAGGACACCUAUGCCAGCUCCACUGCUGCUAGAUUCCACCACGUCCCUAACAGCCCGACCCAGGCUAACAGUGACAAGAAGAGCAGCCAGCAGCAGCAGCAGCAGCAUCUGCAGUAUCCCACUUCCUCCUCCCACCUCAUCCCCCGACCCUACUCCCCCUCGCCCCACCCUAUCCCUCGCUCCCCUUCCGCCCACCUCCCCUGCUACACCCGCGCCCCCUCCUCCCACCUCGUCAGCCCCAUUCGUCCACGUGGCAGCUUCAGCCCGAGCCGCUUCCGAGCCUUAGACUCGGCAGCUGCAGCAGCAGCAGCACUGGCAGGGGUCUCCCCCCACCGCCGCCUCCCCUCUCCUAACCUCCCUCGUAAUUCCACCUCUCCCCAUCCUUAUGCUGGUCCUGUUCCCUUCCGAACCUCAUCCGUGAGUCCUAGCCAGUCGCCAAUGGGUAGGGGCCUGCCUCGCGAGAGGUUCGGGCUGCCGCCCAGGUUCGGCAGCAUCGCGAGGUUUGGCGGCGGUGUGAGGGACCCGAGGUUCAGCGAGUUUCGUGAUUCCAAAUCACAGUCGUUGGAUCGACAGAUGGUAGUGCGAUCUCCUGGGGCGAUGGUAGGAGGUGGGGUGGGGGUUUGGAGCAAGACAGUACCUGUAGGGUCUACUGUUGGCCCUGCCAUGGAGGAGGAUGGGGGUGGUGGUGGAGAGUCAGGGGAUGGAACAGAAGGCGAGAGGGAGGAGGAAGGGAGAGGAGGAGAAGAUGAGGAGAAUGAAGAGGAGAAUGAGGAGGAGGAGGCGGAAGAUGGAGAGGCAGAAGUGGGAACAGCUGAUGGCAUGCAAGAGAACAUGAGAGAGAUGGAGAGACGCAUGCAAGCAGAGGAGACGACAGCCGCCGCCCACUCGUUCCUGGCCCCUGUGGCAUCAAGCGAGGGAGAUGGCAGCAGCAAGACUUGGAAGGACAUCCUCCUCUCUGUGAAAGCGGCCUCUCAGCCAGGGGCACCUGUUCCCGGCUCGGAGCUCUCAGCAGCUUCAGGCUCAGUCGGGGCAGUCGGGGCGCAGAGAGGACAUGGGCCCACAGAUGCAGGGAAGCAAGAAGGUGCAGGUGCUGCUGCUCUGGCGGCUGUAGCGGCCCAGGUUGUAGCAGGAAUGCAUGGGAGCAGGGAGGAGGGAGUGGUUGGUGCUGCUGGGAAGGCAGUGGGGGCGAUUGGAGCGGGUCCUGCGGAGGGCUGCAGGCCAGAGGGGUGGAAGAGAGCAAGAAGUGUUGCGACUGGGGCGGUGGCCACUGGUUGGAGUGGGAGUGUGCAGGAGCAAUGGGGCGUGGGAGAGAGAAGGGUGGACAGGCAUGUUGCAGAUGUGCCGGAGGGGGGAGGGCAGGAGAACGAGGAGGGGCAGUUUGUGAAUGGAUCAGUAGCAACAGGUGGAGCAGAACGGGAAGGGGAACAGGGAAGGGGAGGGGGAGGGGGAGGGAGAGAGGAAGGGGAAGAUGGAGCAGUGAUGAAGGCUGGUGCUGUGGAUGGUGCAGUAGGGAGCGAGGAAGCCAGGGGUGGAGUGGCGUUCGUCAGCAGUGCAGCAGUGGUGGAAGGUGGUGGGGAGGAGUGGGGGGGCCAAAGUCCGAUGAGGGAGUUGCUGGGAGCAUUGGAGUCGCCCACCAGAUGGGCUCACCUGUGCGCGAAGAUGGAGUGCCAGCGACAGCUGUAUGAAGACGAUUCAAGAGCCACCCAGCUCUCAGAGCUGCCGGACGAAUUCAUCACCCAGAUCCUCUCUCACCUCACCGACCCUCUCGACUGGGCGGCAUGCCUCGUCCUAUCCAGGCGCUUCGCCGCCCUCUCCUGCCUCGCCCUGCAAACCCUCUACCUCCUCCCGAACCGCCUGCUCCCCAAGCCUCUGCUGGCUCGGUACCUAGCCUGUUAUCCGAACCUGGCGGCCCUGUACCUGCCUUGGAACAGCCUGGAGGUGGAAGGGGAUGAUGUUUUCGAGAUGAUUGUGCGAUCGGGGCUGGAGCUACAGGCGCUGCACAUUGACGUGUUCCCUGGGUAUAAUGAGCGCACCUACGCAAGAACCCCAGCAGGACUGAGCGCCCUCUUCACCUCGCUCCCCUCCCUCCGCUCUCUCUCUCUUUGCACCGGCCGUUUCGUCCGCACCCUUCCCACCUCCAUCUCCCGCCUUUGGCGCUUAGAGGAACUGCUUAUAAUGAACCAGUCUUCGAAGCUUGGUUUGCGGUCUCUUCCACCUGCCCUCGGUCAGCUUUCGAAUCUUCGCCGCCUGGUGCUCGACUCCUGCCUGCAGCUCGCUACGCUGCCCGAAGAUAUCGGGCAGCUGACAGGGUUGGAGGAGCUGGAGCUUCUGAGCCUGGAUUGCCUGCGCCAUCUGCCCGAAUCCAUCGGGCAGCUUCAGCGCCUGAAAUGGUUCAAGAUGUGCUGGUGCAUGUCCGUCCGGAGUCUGCCAGAGAGCAUCGGGCAGCUGAAAGAAUUGGAGGAGAUUGUGAUCAACAUGGCAGCAAGUGCAACUUGGCUGGGCACCCUGAAAGAGCUUCCGCAAUCUUUUGGUCAGCUCUACUCCCUGCGCUUCCUGAAGAUUGUUGGCUGCCCGUUGAUGCUGGAUCUGCCCGAAUCCUUUGGGCAGCUCUAUCAAUUGGAAGAAUUUGUUUUCGACAACAAGGGAUUUGCAGAAGAGUCCGAAGCAUGCGGACUUUUGUCCCUGCCCGACUCCUUCGAGCAGCUGACAAGUUUGGUGCGACUGGAGCUGCGCAACUGCUUCGCCCUCACCUCUCUGCCCGAAUCUCUCGGGCAGCUCCCGUACCUCUACUCGCUCAAACUCAUCGGCUGCUAUUCCCUCUCCGCGCUGCCCGAAUCUCUGGGCAGCUCGGGCAGCCUUCAACUUCUUCUUGUGGAUAACAAAGUGGACGAUGAUGAGGAGGAGGAGGAGGAGGAUGGGGAUGGGGAUGAUGAUGGGAGCAGUAUUGUCAGCCAUUCAACCGCCAUGGACAUGGGCAUGGGAAUGAGUAUGAACGGCACCGAUGGCACCACAGCCAGCGACGACGGCGCAAGCAACGGCCGAAACGGCGAUGCGGACAAUGAAGAGGAUGACGACGAUGAUGAUGACGAUGGGCCGAGUGGGCUACUCUCCCUGCCAUCCUCCAUGGGUGCCAUGUGCAACCUCCGCCAGCUCGUCCUGCGAGCCAACGUCUCGCUCGUCUCCCUCCCGCCCUCCCUCUUCUCCCUCCACCUCCUAGAAAGCCUCGUCCUGGACUUCACUGAAACUAGGACCCAGUUCUCCGACCACUCUCUCGGGCCGCCCAGCCCCCUCGGCUCCAAAUCAGCAUCUCUUGCCUCCCUCUCUAGCCUGCCUGUGAGCAGCAGCAUGACUGGCAUGGACACAGGCAGUGGUGCUGAUGGAGGUCUCGGUUUCAAUACCUCCAUGACACUGAUUCUGCCUGCUGAUAUGCCGGCCAAGCCGGCUAAGCCAGCCAAGCCUGCGGGGAUUGCUGAGCUUCCGGAGGCUAUUGCCCAGCUGGUAAAUCUUAGGCGGUUGGACCUGAUUGGCUGCUCAAACCUUUCCGAGCUGCCCGAGUCCUUGGGCAGCCUUCAGUUUCUGCAGAGGCUGGUGGUCGCAUUCUGCCCAGCCAUUCAGUCCCUCCCAUCUGGCAUCGGGCAGCUGAAAUACCUCCAGACGUUCGUCGUUCAGAACUGCCCGAACCUUUGCCACCUGCCCGACUCGCUGACAGCAUUGGCCGGGCUGCCCGAGCUGUGCAUCGAUGAGAAGUCGGUGGGUGUGAAGAUUCCCGACCAUCUCCUGAGACUGCCUGGAUUCCGCCGGGACAGCUGCUUCUUUGAAGACCGGCUAGUCGUUGACUUGAUUGAGUAGAAUGCUAGGCUUGUUUCCUCCUGGCCUCAGUGCUUCCAAAUGUAACACCUAGAAAUACCCACUUACACCAUUUAGUGAACUAGUGUAUUCUGUAUCGGCACGCUUUAGCGGAAAGGUUGGCACUGGAUUUCCGGUACUAGACGGCCUCGAACCCAACACGGAUGGUAACCGAAGCGACAAUCGAGUCGCUGUACGACUCGAUAAACCGCUACUGCAACUGUACUCUACAACUGUUCCUUAUCUUCUAUAUAUUGCUUGUAACACUACACUCGAGGAAGAUUGCAAACGGUACGCGAGUCAACGGAGGUUACACGAGGGGGCGGACAAAGAACACGAAGGGUUUGGGACUCAAAGGGUCGCAACUGGAGGUUGCGACUGACCGUUACAACAGCACGGAUGGUAACCGAAGCGACAAUCGAGUCGCUGUACGACUCGAUAAACCGCUACUGCAACUGUACUCUACAACUGUUCCUUAUCUUCUAUAUAUUGCUGUAUGUUUGCCUUUUUUAUUAAUCACUUGUUCU